Molecule: messenger RNA, 1749 nt
Organism: Fonsecaea erecta
Lineage: Eukaryota; Fungi; Ascomycota; Eurotiomycetes; Chaetothyriales; Herpotrichiellaceae
Exons: 3
Coding region: 1-1749 (582 amino acids)
Source: RefSeq, a predicted model, not a curated record
AUGGCUUCCGGCCUCAUCCUGGCCCGUGUCACCAGUGCGCCUGAACCCGGUCGUCGAGUAGCAGGUGGUUCCUUGUUACCGUCAUUGCACCAGACCCCCCGAAAACGCGACUUGCCUGUGGAAAAGUCUCACCGGCGACGCGGUGCCGACCGAUCAUCCCCUCCUGCCCAAUACUUCUGGUCUCCUGGAAGCACGAGUCCACGGCCGGAGCCAGAAGAGCCUCCGGACAAACGCCCGCGACUGGAUCAUACACCGGAAAAGUUAGAAACAGGAGAGGAAUCGUCUAAGAGGAGGAUGUACCCUCAGACCAGCUCGUAUGUUUACCCGGGAGAGCAUCGCCCUCCCGCCCCCCCUCCAGACGACACUGCCCACGAUCGGUCGUGGCGCGGAUCCUGCGGCAACUGCUCAGAUACCGAGUCCCUGGUGCUGGAUCUUGUCCAUGGACUUUUGGAGCUUCAAUCAGAGGUCACUCGAGCUCUGGCGAUUUCGACAGGGCGAAAGAGUCCUUUCGAGUCUAUCGGAGUCGAAGUGACUAAGCUAGGCCUCAAACAGUCUCUUACAUGGACCCUCAAUGAACUUCGGAAUACAAAUCGCCUCAUACAGUCACAUGCAGCUACGUCGAAACCGGGGUUACCACCCCUGGCUGAUGUCGUCCCGGCCCCAUUCGUAAACGACAUACGUCGUUUAUCGAUCCAUGGCCAAUCUUCGGCGUCUCCCACAAAUAUAAAUGACCCCCGCAAAGCGUCGCUCCCACCAGAUAUAACUCGAAGUGAUGAUUACCAACGUCGCCCACCCGAACACCCUGCUAUCCAGAUGCCUCGAUCGUUCGACCAAGGGCUUCCCCCCAUCCUCCAAGGGGAGGAGUUGAAACGAAACCCAACCUACGAGCAGACGGCUUCGGGCUCGGGGCAGUCGCCACAUGCCUCAUCCGUCAGUUCGGUCUUUGGCUCGGGCCAGUCACCCAUGCAAUCUCAGCCGUCCAGCCGGACGCUGCCAUCACCACCAGCCAUCCAAUAUGGGCGGACAGGGAGUUCGGAAUACAUCCAGUACUCGCCCACGACGACUCAGGCUGCCCACAAUGCUCAUCUCCAAGACCUGCAACACCAGAUCUCGACCAAGACGCUCGCGCUUCAAACCCUGCAGCGUGAACACGAUCAGCUGUUGGCCGCCUUUUCGAGGUCUCAGAUACGAUGUACCGCUCUGGAUAAGAAGUCACAGGUGUCGGAUCACGAAAUCAACACUUUGACCGAGGACAAGAUUCGACUACAGCAACAAGUGGAGGCAUUGGAGAGCCAGGUCCAGGAACUGGCCAAAUCACGUGACGAGGUUCAUCAGCAAUCGUCGGCGGAUGGCGCACAGUGGAGACAAAUCGUGGCCAUGUCCUCGCAACUGCAACUCAAAGGGGCCGACGAAGCUCGACGGUUUAAGCUAGAGCGAGAGGGGUGGGAGCGAGAUCGGGCAGCGCUCCAGAAACGAAUUGACGAACUUGAGUCUGGUAAGGAAAGGCUUCCCGAGACGAGGCCGGUCUCUGGUUCCACGACCCCCGUGGCAAACGAUCCCAUUCUGACUUCGGGCUCUGUUGAGGUUCUUAGAGAAGAGAUCGUCAAGCUUCGGCGCCGGUGCGUCGAAUUGGAACUAAUGCUUCAAGAGCUCGCGGGAGAGGCCGAGCAGAUUGAAAGUGCAAUUACCGCAAUGGAGAACGUUCGAAAAUCCCUGACGAGCAAAAAGCGCCGCACGGACGAUACUUAG